Messenger RNA from Acanthosepion pharaonis, 1392 nucleotides. Lineage: Eukaryota; Metazoa; Mollusca; Cephalopoda; Sepiida; Sepiidae. The record is from the annotation of a GenBank genome assembly.
AUGUCUCUCUCUCAGUUUCUCUCGCUUUCUCCCUCUCUGUCUGUCUCUCUCUCCCAGUCUAUUUCUCCCUGCCUCUCUCUGUGUUUCUCUCUUUCUAUAUAUCUCUCAUUCUUUUUCUUUGUCUCUCUCUCUCUCAUUCUGUGUUUUGUCUCUCUCUCUGUGCCUCUGUAUCUCUCUCUCUCUCUCUUUUUUGUCUCUCUCUCUCUCACUCUCUGUUUUUCCUCCCUAUCUCUCUGUUUUUCCUUUUUGUCUGUUGUUAUCUCUCUCCUUCUGUCCCUAUCUCUCUCGCUCUCUGUGCCUUUCGCUCUCCCUAUCUCUCUUGCUAUCUGUUCCUCUUUGUAUCCUUCUCUCUCUCUCUCUCUCUUUGACAUUGUCUCUCUCUGUAUUCUUGCAUCUCCUUCUCUCUCUGCGUAUUUUUUCUCCUGUACGUUUGUCUAUCUCCCUGUCUUUUCCCCCUCUCUAUCGUUUCGUCUAUCUCUCUUUCUUUGUAUCGCUCUCUCUGUGUGUCUGUGUGUGUGCCUCUCCAUCUUUCUUUGUCUUUAUGCGUCUCUCUCUGUCUUUGCGUACUCUCUCUGGUUUCUCUCUUUCUCUCUCUCUCUCUGUCUUUGCGUGUGUCUCUCUCUUGCACUGUUUCUUUGUGUAUAUAUCUCUCUAUGUUAUUUUGUGCGCCUUUCGCUUUCUCUGUCUCUCUCUCUUUUUUUUUCGUCUCUCUCUGUGUCUUCGUCUCAUUCUCUCUCUCUCUCUCUCUCUCUCUCUGUCGUCGUUUCGUUAUCUCUGUUUCUUCUUCUUGUUCUCUCUAUAUAUUUCUCUCACACACCGUGCUUCACUCUCCCUGUCUUUCUGUCAUCGUCUCUUUCUCUGCGUUUUCGUCUCUCUCUGUGCGCCACAGUCUCUUUCUCUCUCUCUCUCUCUCUGCCUUCAUCUAUUUCUCUCUCUUCGCGUCAUUUUUCUAACUCCCUCUCUGCAUUCGCAUCUCUCUCUCUUCGCGUCUUUCUCUCACUCUCUAUCCCCCUCUCUGUUUCCGUCUCUUUCUGUGUCUUCAUCUCUCUCACUUUGCAUGACUUUGUUUCUUUCAGUCUUUCUGUGACUUCGUCUUUUUCCCUCUCAGUGUCUUUGUGUCUCUCUCGCACUGUGUUUGUGUCUCCCUCUAUUUCUGCGUUUCUCCGCCUCUUUUUCUCUCGGGUCUGUUCGUUUCUUUCCCUCCCUUUAUCUCUUUCUUUCUUUGCAUUUCUUCGUCUCUUUCUGUGUGUGUUUCUUUCUUUCUUUCUUUCUUUCUUUCUUUCUUUCUUUCUUUCUUUCUUUCUUUCUUUCUUUGUCUUCGUGUUGCUUUCUCUAUUUCUCUUCGUCUCAAUACCAGUUUAUUUGUAUCUAUUCAUCUAUCAAAAACAUUAA